Molecule: messenger RNA, 1659 nt
Organism: Didymodactylos carnosus
Lineage: Eukaryota; Metazoa; Rotifera; Eurotatoria; Philodinida; Philodinidae
Source: the annotation of a GenBank genome assembly
AUGGAGACGCCGCCGAUCAUAGAGACGCAAUGUAAUUUACGAAAAGAAAUUCAUCCUGAGAACUUUGGAUCAUCCAUUACAGAUUUAAAUCAAGCGUCAAAUGCAAUGGAAUCACAUUCAGAAGCAGUAAUUAAAGCACAAAAAUUACAAACUGAGGCGUCGGCACAUGCAGACCAGGCAACCAGGCUAAUGCAGCAACACUCAGAACCGGAUUCUACACCAUCUUCGACUACUGUCCGUGAUUUUACGGAACUUGACACUAUUCGUGCAAUUCGUGAACGAACAUUUUCACAUUGGCCUCAUAAAGUACCAUCUAAAAAACAAAUAAUCGAAGCGGGAUUUUUUGGUUGUAAUGUAGGUGAUCGUGUCAUAUGUAUUUAUUGUAAUAUAAUAUGUCAACAGUGGAUGGCUCACUCGGAUGAUCCAGCAGAAAUACAUAAAACAUUAUCUCCCAAUUGUUCUUAUGUGAAGUCAGUUUUAGGAAAAAACAUAUUAUCAAACAAUAUUCGAAUUGUGAAUGAAAUAAUUGACCCAUCGUCGCAGAUGACCUCAAUGAAUGAUAAUAUUAGUCCUGCCUCUACAAGUUAUCCAUUACAUUGUGAUGAAAUUGUAUUAACAGCGGCAUGUAAUGUAUCAUACAUAGAAAUUCCAAAACGACAAGCAUCAUUCGCUACAUGGUCGAAUGAAUUAUUACCAUCAGUGGAUGAUUUAGUCAAAUCUGGAUUCUACUAUACAGGAGUAAAAACAAUAGUGACGUGUUUCUAUUGUAACGGUUCGUUACAAAAUUGGGGACAGACUGAUAAUCCGAUGGUUGAACAUGCCCGUUGGUUUCCUCAUUGUGCCUAUGCUAGACAACUUUGUGGAGAUUAUCUUUAUCAAAAAAUUCAAGACGCAAAACUAGCUACACAAGAAUUCUCAAGAGAAAAAGAACAGGAAUUAAAAGGGUUUUCUAUAUCUAAUAUAAAUGGGAAUUCAAAGAGUAACAACAGCGUUAAUGGUUCAACGAUGAAUAGAACUGUUUCGAAAAUAUUAGACGAGGCUACAUUAUCAAAAUUAGUGGCGGCUAGAUUAGAUUUACCGAUUUCACAAAGUUUAUUGAGCAAAAAGUUCAAACUAUCAAUAAUAAAACGUUGCUACGAAGAUCAAUUGCGUUUGAAACAUGAUGACUUUGUAAGUGACAGUGAUUUACUGCUAGCAUGUGUAAUACUCCAAAAACAAAUUGAUUAUAUCGAUGGAAAGACAGAAAAUAUUAUUAUACCAAGUAUAUAUAUGAAAAAAGUACGAGAGCACGCCACAAAAAAGGCAAUGGAGACAGAAAACAAUGAAUCACAAAAUGGCCAACUUUCUGCUUUGUCUUCGUCUGCAAGAGAUGCUAACGUGAUUGCGCUGACUAACGAAUCGUGUACUUCAACUUCUACCGCAUCGUCAAUGGACUUAUCUUCUGUUGCUAAACCGACAACCAAGCCACAAGGCAAAAUAAAACAACAAGACCAAGCGAACGAUGUAUCAAAUCUAUGCGUAAUUUGUUUCGCAGAUGAAAAACGAUUAGCUUGUAUACCUUGUGGACAUUUGGCAACGUGUGUACCGUGUGGUCAUUCAUUAAGAACUUGUCCCAUAUGUCGACGAGAUAUUGACGCAUUUGUCCGAGUAUAUAUUUAA